AUGGAGUUUCAGAUUGGAGAAAAUUUCCUUUUGAAGGUAUCACCCAUGAAUAGGGUGAUGAGAUUCGAUAAGAAGGGUAAGUUCAGUCCGCGAUAUAUAGGUCCCUUUGAGGUUCUUGAAUGCGUAGGACCUGUGGCGUAUAGAUUGGCUCUACCCCCUAAUUUGUCCAGAGUACAUCUUGUAUUUCAUGUGUCUAUGUUGAAGAUAUAUCACGGAGAUGGGGGCUAUAUCAUUAAGUGGGAUUCAAUUGUACUAGAUAAAGACAUCCAAUAUGAGGAGGAACCAAUUGCUAUUCUUGAUAGUGAUGUUCGUAAGUGGAAGACCAAAGAAAUUAAGUCCGUAAAGGUUCAACAGAAGCAUUCUCCAGUCGAGGAAGCUAUUGGUACUUUUUGA
Molecule: messenger RNA, 393 nt
Organism: Solanum pennellii
Lineage: Eukaryota; Viridiplantae; Streptophyta; Magnoliopsida; Solanales; Solanaceae
Exons: 1
Coding region: 1-393 (130 amino acids)
Source: RefSeq, a predicted model, not a curated record